Microcebus murinus (gray mouse lemur) is the source of this 3231-nucleotide messenger RNA. It is a transcript of the gene HEXIM1, whose product is annotated as HEXIM P-TEFb complex subunit 1. The record is from RefSeq and is a predicted model, not a curated record. Gene Ontology annotation, biological process: negative regulation of transcription by RNA polymerase II; negative regulation of cyclin-dependent protein serine/threonine kinase activity. Gene Ontology annotation, molecular function: cyclin-dependent protein serine/threonine kinase inhibitor activity; 7SK snRNA binding. NCBI's taxonomy places the organism in Eukaryota, Metazoa, Chordata, Mammalia, Primates, Cheirogaleidae. Gene Ontology annotation, cellular component: nucleoplasm; cytoplasm; nucleus.
UGUCCCUUUAAGACGGCACUUUUUAUUUUUCAUUUGUUUACUUCUUCUUGCGCUUUUCUUUUUUUACAAAAAUGUGAUCAAGUAUCCUUCCGCAAAUGUCAGCCGCAGGCACUCACCACACGCCUUGAAGCCAUUAAUGUCAAUUUAAGAAUCUAGAGGUAGAAGCCAUGAGCCAACAUCUCUUUUUAUAGGAUUUAAUCCUCUUUUACACUUUAGGGACUACUUUUUAGGAAUAAACCAUUUUUGCUUUAGUUAACACAGGUUUGUGACCUUCAGAACUCUUCCGCGGAAGACAGAAUACGAUAAUAGCCUUUACAACGCACCUUUCCAUAAAAAUAUUCUGUGUGUGCUCUCACAGGCCAUCGAAUCUUCUGGUAUUCCUGAAACAGAAUGGUAUGGUCCAGAACCCGCCCCAUUUUCUCUGCGAUUGGUCUUCCUUCCUCUACCGGGCGUGUGACUCUUGACCAAUGGUCGCUCACGUUUCUUUAGCGAGGGCUAAGCGACAGAAGGCGGUGGCCUUGGAGACGCCCCCUACGCGUACUGCGAUUGGCUACGUCGCACGGCGCGCGAGGACGGCGGGCCUGAAAGAUGAGAACUACGACUCCCAGCUUCCCGCGACGAGAACUCCGUUACGCAUGCGCAUGGGCGGGGCGUACAGGCUUCUUUAUAAAAGGGGCGCAGAGGCCUGGGAGGCAGCAGUUGGAAGUUGGCAGGUGGAAAGGCAGGUUGGGGGGGAAAGUCGGGGGAGGAGGCGGAAGAGGAGCUGUCGGAAGGGGGAGGAGGGAGGGAGGAAAAGAGGAGGAGGCGGAGGAGAACUGAGCUGAGCAGAGCAUCGAGCCAAAGGGGAGAUGAGUUUGUCUGUCCUCGGCUGAGGCUCCGGCCGGGCCUAGGGAACUGGGAACUCGGGCUUGAGCGACACCCGUGGAAGUGGGAGGAGGUGGCUCUGGGACUUUAACCCCUUGUGGGCUCUGCGGCAGGGGAUUUAACCCUUUGUGGAUUUGGCCCCUCGGAGGCAGCGUCAUCGGUAGUUUUAACCCCUUCGGGGCUGGGUUUAACCCGUUGGACUUAACCCUCAUCACCUUGCUCACCAACUCCUCGAUCUUGGGGACGCUCUGCGGGGAGGCUUGAGGCCCACCCCCUCCGCACAUUACGUACUGUUCCUGCGCUGCACCCCCUUGGACCCUCUUGCUGGCCGCGCUGUGGGCGCUUAACCCUUUGCUGACGCGAGCUCCCCAGGUUGCAAUUGGAGUUUGCUGACGGAAGGACUGGCUAAAGGAAUCGCUGCUGGUAUCACAAACUGAAGAGGACUCUGCUGGACAUUUUUUUUUUUAAAGAAAAAUCUUUUUUCCUUAAGGACUUACUAGCCAAAAUUUCUUAAACUUCGAGAAGAGGACUUCACUAGCCAUGGCCGAGCCACUCUUGUCAGAAUAUCAACACCAGCCUCAAACUAGCAACUGCACAGGUGCUGCUGUUGUCCAUGAAGACAGGAACCCUGAGCGCCCCCCAGGCGCGGAGGAGCGGGUGCCCGAGGAGGACAGUAGGUGGCAAUCGAGAGCGUCCCCCCAGCCGGGUGGCCCUCCAGGGCUAGAGGGUGAAGGGAGCCUGGAGCCCCAUCCACCUCCCCUGCAAACCCAGGCCCGUUCAGAACCGAGCUGCCUGGAAGCAGGCGAGAUGGGCCAGAAUGGGGACGAUUUGUCCGCUGAUGGCGACUCCCCGCCAGCGGCGGGAGGGGAACCGAGGCCCGAGGCCGAGCCGAUUGCCCAGCCUCGUCAUGACUCUGAGGCCAACAAGUUGGGGGCUCCUGCUGCAGGGGGCGAGGAGGCGUGCGGACAGCAGCAGAGACAGCUGGGCAAGAAAAAACAUAGGAGACGCCCUUCCAAGAAGAAGCGGCAUUGGAAACCGUACAUCAAGCUGACCUGGGAGGAGAAGAAAAAGUUCGAUGAGAAACAGAGCCUGCGAGCUUCGAGGAUACGAGCCGAGAUGUUCGCCAAGGGCCAGCCGGUCGCGCCCUAUAACACCACACAGUUCCUCAUGGAUGAUCACGACCAGGAGGAGCCGGAUCUUAAAACUGGCCUCUACUCCAAGCGGGCCGCCGCCAAAUCCGACGACACCAGCGAUGAGGACUUUAUGGAAGAAGCGGGCGAGGAGGAUGGGGGCAGCGACGGGAUGGGAGGGGACGGCAGCGAGUUUCUGCAGCGGGACUUCUCGGAGACUUACGAGCGGUACCACGCGGAGAGUCUGCAGAACAUGAGCAAGCAGGAACUCAUCAAAGAGUACCUGGAGCUGGAGAAGUGCCUCUCGCGCAUGGAGGACGAGAAUAACCGGCUGCGGCUGGAGAGCAAGAGGCUGGGCAGCGACGACGCGCGUGUGCGGGAGCUGGAGCUGGAGCUGGACAGGCUGCGCGCCGAGAACCUCCAGCUGCUGACCGAGAACGAACUGCACCGGCAGCAGGAGCGAGCGCCGCUUUCCAAGUUUGGAGACUAGACUGAAACUUUUUGGGGGAGGGAGCAAAGGGGACUUUUUACAGUGAUGGAAUGUAACAUUAUAUACAUGUGUAUAUAAGACAGUGGACCUUUUUAUGACACAUAAUCAGAAGAAAAAAUCCCCCUGGCUUUGGUUUCGUAAAUUUAUGAUGUAGCUUGCGUGCUUUCUCCUGUUCUUUAAUUAUGUGAAAUUGAAGAGUUGCUUUUCUUAUUUUCCUUUUUAGAAUUUUUUAAAUGUGAAAGUAAUUUGACCAAGUUAUAAUGCAUUUUUCUGUUUUAAAAACAUCCCCUCCUUAAACGGAGCUAUAAGGUGGCCAAAUCUGAGAACCAUUAAAUUCAUUUUAGUUAUAAUAAAUUUAAUAUUUGUAAAUGUAACAUAGUUUCAGUGUGAUUUCUAGAGCUAAUUCAAAAUAGUAUUGAUUUUAUGUGAUUGCAUUUUUGGGGAAGAGAAAUCUUAAAUUUGUCAGCAAAAAUGCCAAUCUCGAAUGGGAGAAUUUUCAAUUUGCUGAUUUUUUCCUUGAAUGGGUUUUAGUAUGCUAUAAUAUACAGUUCAGGCAAAAUAUAAAAAUUUAAUUAUCUUCAAUACUUAAGUGUGCUUGCUUUUUAGUGCCUUGGUUUUCUUCAUGCUGGAAAAAUAAACCAGUGUCGGGUGUCUGGGGGAGUGGAAGGUGGCUACAAUCAUAAGUUUAAAAUUUAAUAAUUCUGCCUCUCGGCCAUUCAAAAGUCUAAUAAAAAAAUAUAAAGCUAA